This is a messenger RNA of Carcharodon carcharias (great white shark), 5200 nucleotides long. RefSeq names its product alpha-1,3-mannosyl-glycoprotein 4-beta-N-acetylglucosaminyltransferase B-like. Gene Ontology annotation, molecular function: acetylglucosaminyltransferase activity. Gene Ontology annotation, biological process: protein N-linked glycosylation. Gene Ontology annotation, cellular component: endoplasmic reticulum-Golgi intermediate compartment; Golgi stack; endoplasmic reticulum. The coding region runs from base 531 to 2186 and encodes 551 amino acids. The transcript has 15 exons. Lineage: Eukaryota; Metazoa; Chordata; Chondrichthyes; Lamniformes; Lamnidae. The record is from RefSeq and is a predicted model, not a curated record.
UGAGAACCACUCAAGAGGAAGGAAGGGUAGCGGCGUUGAGGGCGGAGACUGUCAGGGUUGACAAAAGACACUUGUGAAACCAUGACAAUCGUCUGAGCGGAGAGUCAAAUUUGGCAGCGAGCGAGUCCAGUGAACUGAGGAAAAACUCGCAUAAAGAGCGGAGCUGACGGAGAGGAAAGAGAUGGAGAAAUGGUCGAGAAAAUCUGGGAAGAAAUAGAGUGGAAAUGAACUAAAAGAUAAAAACUGGGAGAUUUUUUUUAAAGCGGGCAACAGAAGGGACUGCAUACAUGAAGGAGAAAAUAGAAUAAAUUUACAAGGUGGAACGCUGUCCCUAGUAGAUACGGUCACAGCGGAAACUACUGUAUCAGAAGAGUGAGCUGAGAGGAGGAAGGCAAAAGGAGAGCUAUUGGAGAGAGUGAAACAGACAGUGCUCACCUGGAUUAAUACCGCAGAGCCUGCCCCCGUCCCUCAGACCAGACGAUAAUCAGCACCAGCAGAUACCUGCCCGCUUUGUAUGUUUCUGACAUGAAAUGAGGCUCAGGAAUGGAAGUGUUUUAACAGUGCUCAUCCUGGGUGCAUUUCUAUCAAUGUCCUGGUUCGCUUCCCGGCUGAAUAUGAAAGGAGUUAAAGAUGAAGUGUCCACGUACCAACAAGAACUUUUAGAACUCAGUAACAGAAUGCACAAGACUGAGAAAGAAAAUUUAAAACAUUCGGAGGAACUGAAACUUGUCUUAGAAGAGAUUAAGCAUGUGAUAGCUGUGCAGAAAAAGGCAAUGAAUAACACAUCUAAGAAUUUGUCCAAAUUUUCAGGUAAAAGUCAUGAUGCAAUGAAGAUGAAAGCAUUGAACCUUACCAGAAAGCAUAACAUUCAGCAGCCAAAUAUCUUCUAUUACCUUCCUCAUCUGAUGUAUAAUGAAGACAGCCUUCAACCAAAAGUAAUGAUAGGACAGCUGAAGACUGAAGUUUUGAUGGUGAUGGGUGUACCCACAGUAAAGAGAGAAUCGCAAACUUACCUGUAUGACACACUGAACUCCCUUAUUUAUGAGCUCUCUCCGGAGGAAAGGAAAAAAUGCGUAAUAGUUGUAUUCAUUGCAGAGGUAGAAGAAAGUUAUGUAAAUAAUCUGGUGGAGAAUUUACAAAAUACGUACUCCUAUGAAAUACAAUCAGGACUUCUUGAGAUCAUCUCCCCUUCUGCUAAUUUUUAUCCUGACCUCUCAAAUCUGAGGGAAACCUUUGGAGAUUCCCAACAGAGAGUAAAGUGGAGAACAAAGCAGAAUUUGGACUACAGCUUUUUAAUGAUGUAUGCUCAAGCUAAAGGAGCUUUCUAUUUACAGUUGGAGGAUGAUAUUAUAGCAACACCUAACUACUUGCAAACUAUGAUAAAUUUUGCACAACAGCAGCCUUCUGAUGACUGGAUGACCUUGGAGUUUUCACAACUUGGAUUUAUUGGAAAAUUGUUCAAGUCUCCUGAUCUGACACUCGUCGUAGAAUUUAUUAUCAUGUUCUACAAGGACAAGCCAAUAGACUGGUUACUGGACCACAUAUUGUGGGUGAAAGUAUGCAAUCCUGAGAAAGAUGCUAAACACUGUGACAGACAGAAAGCUAAUUUGCGAAUUCGUUACAAACCUUCGCUUUUUCAGCAUGUAGGAACUCACUCUUCAUUGGCUGGGAAACUUCAGCCACUAAAGGAUAAAGAUUUUAAGAAAAAGCUAUUACACAAAGACCAUUCAAAUCCGACUGCUGAAUUGACAAGUAGCUUGAAAGUCUAUCAACAUCAUAGUCUGGACAAGGCCUACCAAGGGGAUGAUUUCUUCUGGGCAUUUACUCCAGUGGCAGGGGACUUCAUCAAAUUCAGAUUCUUUCAGCCACUGAAAGUCGAAAGGUAUCUUUUUAGAAGUGGCAACGGGGAACAUCCAGGCGAUAAACUUAUUAAUACAACGGUGGAAGUUCUACCAGCUGAUAAAACUGAAUUUGAGAAGAAAUUUUUGCACAACAAUAUGACAAAAUAUCCAAAAUACAAAGAAACAGAAGAUGGCUACUAUAGAAUAGGUACAUUUAGGAAUGGAAUUGCAGAAGGUGAAGUUGAUGCAUCGAUUGGAAAAAUUGAGGCUAUUCGAUUGUCCGUUCUUUCCGAAUCUCCUGUUUGGGUUUUACUGAGUGAGAUAUUCAUUAAGACAGCUGCAUAAAUGCAAGAAAGAAACUGGGCUUCCCACUGUGCCUCUUCGAUAAAGGUUGCCUGAGACGGAUUCCUGCAACAACUGCACCACCUAGUGUGGUAAAAUUAAAAGAACAAUUGGGUAAAAAUCAACUAGCAAGACAGCUAACAUAAAAAGACCAUGGUGGUGGAACACUGCAGAAAUGAAAAUGUUUAAACGAUCUUUCACCAAAACAUUUGAACUGUUUAUUUAUAUAUAGUAACAUUGUUUUAUAAUUUAUGACUGUCACCAUGAAACUGAACAACACAAUACCAUUUUAAUGAAAACUACAGUGAAGUUGAGUUAUCAUUAUGUUAUUGUGUGCUGUUUAUAGAUGCAUAGUUUGUGCAGAAACAAAAUGUAUGCUUGGUAACUUUAUGUAAUUGGCCCUAAGAUAAAUGAUUUUAAAAUUAAUCUACAUGAAGUCUAGUGUGAUAAUGAUCUCUAUUAAUCACAAACUAUCUUUUUUUUGAGGGGAGGUUUUACAAGUUUGGUUUGUAACCUCACGCCAACAAGUAGCGCGAGAUGGUUUGGAUUGUAGCAUUGAGAAAUGACAUUCUGUGAGCUGACAGCAUGUUCUUCGCCUUGUUUGUAACCUUCAUAACACACUCCACUGUUGCAUCACCUUUUUUUUCAAGUCAAUCUGCCAAAGAAUUCACAGAAAUUGAGCUAAUGACGCUCAUUGUUUAAGUGCCAUUCAAGGCUAGGAUCCAAACUUUGAUUUGAAGUCAGAAGUUACACACCUUGCUGUUGGAGCAAAGAGGCUACUGAAGGUGUUGGCCCUAAUACUCUGUGAGGCUUCUAUCAAAAGAAUUUCAGGGCAUUUGCUUUAAUCUUCACUGUAACUCCUGCUGCUGCAAGGUUCUAUUGCGUAUGCUCACUCAGCAACCAUUCCGUCCACUGACGUCAUUGUUGUGCACCCAUUGUCCAUCUUGAUCACCGCCCCGCGCCCGACCCCUUGCUGCCCCUCUCACCAGCCCUCUCGACUCUUUGCCAUCAUGCGCAACAUCCUGCUCACCUCCCCUCUGCCAGACCCUGACCACCUCAUUCACCACCACUCUCCUGACCCCCUCACCACCCAGCUCGCCAUCACUCUCCUGACCCCUCGCUGUCUUGUUCGCCGCUGCUCUCCCAAGUCCUUGCUUGCCGUGAAGGGGACAGUAAGGGGUUGGGAGGGAGGCGGCAAGGGAGAAGCAGUAAGGGCUUGGGUAAGGGAGGGUUCCAAGGUUUCAAGAGGCAGCAAAGGUGGGGGCAAGCAAAGGUGGAGAAAAGGCAUACAACAAUGAUGUCACUGUUGGGAAAAACCGCAUCCACCAGCAAAUGGAGUGAGUGCUGAGUGGUUGCAACUGUUCCUGUGUGGUGGCAGGAGUUAGUGUUUAAUUUUUCAAAGCUGUGAGAGGUCUGCAGUUAGUUGCACUAAAGCAAUGAGUACAAAGCAAUGCUGUUCUUAGACACGCUUCUUGUUGCUACUACAACUGUAAUGGUUAAUCUUAGUCUAGAAAUUGUUUUAUUCUAAAAUUAUAAUUUGAUUUGGAUUUUAUUAAUAUAUUGGGUGUCAUAUUUCAGUGCCAUUCAUUUUUUUCCCUUACAAGGAACUCACAAUCAUAUUAUGUUAAAAGAGGAUGAAAGAGUACUUUGGCUGAAUUUUUGUCAAUACCACUUCAUAACUAAACUGCAGGAAUGUCCUUAAAGCGAUUUAAGACUUGCAAUGUAAAUUCCUUCUGCACGCCUUCUCUGAGAUGCACAUAUAACAUUCAACAGCCUGUCUAAGGACCAUCAAAACUUGUGCAGUUGAGGGUGCAGCCAUGUCAUCCACAAUUACAAUCUUUUUACAAGUUAAGUACUCAACCUCUUAAGAUACAAUGCUACCUCAACUUUUUUUUAAAAUAUACCUUUCACAAAUACCCACUAAUUUUGUACUGCAAUUGUUGGUCUUUAGUCUGUUUAUAAAAGGUUUGUAUCAAAAAAAUUAUUCAGGUGCUUCGAAGGCAGUGGUAACAUUAUUGGCACCAAAUAGUGCAUGAAGUCUUGUGGAUAUAUUUUGCUCUGUGGAUUAAGUUAAAGCAAAAUUGCUUUAUUAAACUUUAAUUGGAGCAUGUUGGUUUAUUAAAAGAAUGCUUUAGCUUUAAACACAGCAGAAAAUGUGUUCCUUAGUCUGGAAGACAUGUAAUAUUGAAGUCAAUGUGUUAUUGUCCAUUGCCAAAGUAUAGUAAAUCCUCCCACCCAAUAGUAGCAUUUUAUUAAAGCUUUAACUGAAAUAUUGGGCUGGAUUCUCCCCUGAUAUCCCACCUCAAGCCAAACAAGACAAUGAUGGAAAAUUACAGUGGUACAUCCUUCAGACACCUUACCUGACCAAUACGCCCCCCACUUCACACCUGCAUAUCCCUCCACCAGUCCGCACCAGGACCAUUGCUGGCCACUCCUUCCUCAUUCGCUGUAGGGAGGGGAGCUCAGCGACCUUAUGUAUUUCCUGGUAUCCACCUGUUACUUGCAAUAGGUGGGAAGUAAUGGUAGCAUUUACAUACUGAAGGCCUUGGUUUCAGCCAAGGCUUUCACUUGAACAUUCCCUUCCAAUCGUCAGAGCCCUUACAGGUUUUUAUUGCUGCUCCCUCCUCUUCUGAUGCUGCACUCACAAUCCUGCUGAAGCACCAACAGAAUUGCCUUCUCCUGUAGUGGCUGGAUCUGUUUUGGUAGCAACAAUCCCAUCAGGAAUCCAUCCUGCAUGUCAAAUGACCCCUCACCCAGGAGAAUGGGUGGGGGUUACAGCAGUCAUUGUGAUGGGCAGGAGACCCACCCAACUACAUCAGCACUGCCGGCAGGAGAAUACUGGCUGUAAUGUCAAAUUGGAUAUUUAUCUGUUUACAUUUUAAAGGACUUGUGCACAUUUUUAACCUUCAAAUUGGUGGAUUGUAUUUUAAGUUUUGUAAUUAGCAGAUUAUAAAAAUGUCAAAUUGAAUAUUUUUAAAAAUGGAAAAAUAAAAGCAACCUGAUGUGUCUGACACUAA